CCUAGACUGCUCUACAAGACGGCUCAGUCUCCAAUGUGCAGCUCUGUGUCUCCACUGUAUCUCCGUCCAGGAGCGCUUCGUAAUAGGUUAAACGCAUCUUCAGUGGAAACAAUAGCCCACGAACAAGGAACAAGCGAGCACUCUAACCACUCGCCUCCCCGUUUUAGCGACUAUGACCUCUGCCUUUGGUUCUGCGGGUGCCGUAGUUAUUAGGUGACCCUGAACACUUUUUGAUGGUGUAUCCGCGACUCACUCCGUUGGGAGUGUACGAGCAACCAGCGACGUCCGUUUGUAAAGCCCGUUUUAACCCAUCAGAAUGGAUCGUAAUCACCUAAUGGCCCCUCCGGUGCCGCCUCACAACCCGAACCCUUCCCGACCAUCCGACUCUGACGAGCGGGCGCUGAAGUGCGUGCUGCUCGGGGACGGAGCCGUGGGCAAGACCAGCCUGGUGGUGAGCUACACGACCAACGGCUACCCUACCAAAUACGUCCCCACAGCUUUCGACCACUUCUCUGCGGUUGUACAGGUUGACGGACACCCUGUAAGACUUCAACUUUGCGACACAGCUGGACAGGAUGAGUUCGAUAAGCUAAGGCACUUCUGCUAUUCACGUACGGACGUCCUCCUGCUCUGCUUCAGCGUGGUCAGUCCCGCCUCCUUCCAGAAUGUGGGUGAGAAAUGGGUGCCUGAGAUCCGCCGGCGGUGCCCAAUGACACCCGUGCUUCUGGUGGGCACGCAAUGUGACCUGCGACAGGACGUUAAGGUGCUGAUUGAGUUGGCGCGUCGACGUGAAUGCCCCGUUCCUGAACACGAUGCCCGCACCCUGGCCGACAAAAUUGGCGCUGUAACCUACGUGGAAUGCUCAGCUCUCACCCAGAAGAACCUGAAGGAGGUGUUUGACGCAGCCAUUGCCGCUGGCCUUCGGCAGGCAGACAGACGGGCCAGGCGGGAACGCAAGGUCCGCAGCACGGCCGAUAAGAUGAAGAUGCUCUCCAAGGCCUGGUGGAAGAAAUAUGUGUGUAUACAAUAACAAGAACCAGUGAGGACCUUUGAGACAUUGACACAAAUGGUCAAAGUGAGAAAGACUCUCAGACAUUGGAUGCCUCAAGCAGAUGGACUCCUAAUAAGUGACUGCGGUAAAGAGAUUAAGUUGUGAGGGAAGAGCAGUGUCGUUUCAGUGAGAUGUUUACCCUGCUGUGAGCCAUGCUAGCAUGUUAGCUAUGAAGUCUUAGCUAUGAGCUGUUUUAUUAGCUAGGGCUAUCUAGCUGGUUCCCUUAGCGGGUUUCAUUCAAGACAGCUACGUGUUUGGAUCUCUGAAAGAGAAACAAAAUAUUCAUCACCUUCUUAUGGUUUUGAAUCAUGCGCUCCACCUUUCUUUGUUGCACAGGAUCUGUAUUUAUUUACCAAUGUUGGAUAAAUGUGCGAAUCAUUUGUUUUCACAAUGGCAGCCACAUGCCAACACUGCUAAUCAAUCUCUGAGCUGUUCCUGUUUUGAUUUUUUUUUUGUUUUUGUUUUUCGCUCUAUCACACCCUGGACUGGCAAAGUGGUACAUCUCUGUUGGCCAUGUUUGAGGUCACAGUGUCUCAUCUCAGUGUUUUGAUGGCUGUUGCUGUUGGAGACCACUCAGUCAAUGCUUCUCAAAGUGCUUCUCAUAUGGCAAAAAAAAAAAACAGUAUAUUGUAAUGGACAGCUCUCAUUUCAGAUGCCUCAUUGGAUUAGCAUCAUUGUAGUCAUUAUCGUUGAGUAAUGGCUUAAAUCAUUUCACAACAUAUUAUAUCUUUUCUGGAGUUAAUGAAAUUUGAUCGUUUUCACAACAUGAAUCAGUUUGUGUUUUUCUAACAGAGAACUGCACAGGGAGUGAAAGUGACAGUGUGUGGUGGUUCCCUCUGCUCAGUUUUAUUUUCGUGUAAUGUAGAGCUCUUGGUGUGUUAAAUAUCGACGCAUGUUUGAUUCACACUGUGACCCUAUUUCCACCUGGUCAUUUCUUGUGACUCGUAUCUGGAAUGGAACCCCAUUGGAUCCCUGCAAAUGAGCUCUUGUACAGCAACCUGGUUGCUGCCUCGAUAAUUACAAUUUAAUCUGCCGUUGUUCAUUUCCUUACACUGGCAGUUGAUGAAGUUGGCUUUAGAGUAAUUUAGCUUCCUGUAACUGUCAUCAUGGUCAUGGAUCUUGUGCACUAAAGCAUAAUAUUGUAGCAAAGCAAUGAAUAACAACAAAGUGAAAACAACAACAAUGACAACAAGGUAAACUCAUGUUAAGAGCUGAACUGAAGGAGGAGGCCUGUUCCCCAUAAGCAGAACAAGAGGGGGGGCACUGUCACACUAUCUGACUAAAAUGCAUUUUAAAACACUACCUAAAUGCAUUUACACCUGCUUUUUAAGUGCGUAAUUUCUAUGCAGAUAUAUUUUUGCCAUUUAAGAUACAUGAACGAUCAGGUGUAAAUGGGGUCUUUGCUGUGGUAACAUGUUAACAACAUGUGGUUGCAUUUUUUUUAUACUAAACUAAAUACAAUAGAGCUGGAUGGCCAGUGAGGUGGGGCGUAUUUGCUUCUCAUUAUUCAGAAGCCAUUUUCCUAUCAAAUAACUGAAGACAGUUGGAAAUUAGCUAUAAAAUAUAUGGCAAAAAGUGAUCAAAACAGAUAAAAUGGCAUGGCCUCUGUUUUUGCGUACACUAUAUGCUUCAGUGCCAUAUUUUUGCUAGGGUAAAUCUAUAGAUUUGUACAUUAUUGCAAUUGUAUGUAAUUGUGUCUCUGUCCCUAAUCCUAUAUGAUCACUCCUUAUGGUACAUGUGAGCAAAUGUCUGACUGCUUUUUCAUGAUUACCAUGACAAAUAAAUUCUGUUCUUUGAACUAAAACUGA
Pygocentrus nattereri (red-bellied piranha) is the source of this 2859-nucleotide messenger RNA. It is a transcript of the gene rhoub, whose product is annotated as ras homolog family member Ub. Lineage: Eukaryota; Metazoa; Chordata; Actinopteri; Characiformes; Serrasalmidae. The coding region runs from base 317 to 1030 and encodes 237 amino acids. Gene Ontology annotation, molecular function: GTP binding; GTPase activity. The transcript is spliced from 3 exons. The record is from RefSeq and is a predicted model, not a curated record. Gene Ontology annotation, biological process: small GTPase-mediated signal transduction.